Messenger RNA from Xiphophorus maculatus (southern platyfish), 2504 nucleotides. Its product is annotated as chondromodulin. Bases 145 to 1101 code for a protein of 318 amino acids. The record is from RefSeq and is a predicted model, not a curated record. Gene Ontology annotation, biological process: negative regulation of angiogenesis; negative regulation of endothelial cell proliferation. NCBI's taxonomy places the organism in Eukaryota, Metazoa, Chordata, Actinopteri, Cyprinodontiformes, Poeciliidae. The transcript is spliced from 7 exons.
UGCUCAGCUUGGACUAAGAAGUAAAGGUCGGCUGAGAAGUGCCCUCCUCCUUUUCUAAGAAGGAGGAGAGAGACAGAGAGGGUUUUGGGGGGGGGAUAGAGUGAACUGGGGCUUAAAAAGGUAUUUGUCUGUUUGCCUCCAGUCAUGGCCGGGAGCUCAGAGAAAAUACCCAUCGCGACAGCGGAACCAGAGGACCAGCAUCAGUUCAUGCCGCCGGCCUACUCCGCCGUGGCGGUGAAGCCGGCCUCCGCCGGACGCCUGCUGAAGGCCGGGAUCGCCGUGCUGGUAACCGGAGCCGUUCUGCUGCUGCUGGGAGCCGCCGGCGCCUUCUACUUCUGGAACAACAGCGAGAAACACGUCUACAAUGUCCACUACACCAUGAGCAUCAAUGGGAAGGUGGAGAAGGGCUCCAUGGAGAUCGACUCCGCCAACAACAUGGAGACGUUCAGCACGGGCAGCGGCGCGGACGAGGCGCUUGAGGUCCACGACUUCGAGAUUGGAAUUACAGGCAUCCGGUUUUCGGGGGGAGACAAGUGCUUCAUCAGGACCCAGGUUAAAGCUCAGCUCCCGGAUGUGGAGCCUCUGAACAAGGACCCGACCACAUUUGAACUGGGCGACGAGGUGAUGCCAGCCAAACUCGAGGACGACCUGAUCCUGCUGGCAGCAGGCCCGCCUCUGUCCGACUCCUCCUUCCUCAGCAGCAAGAUCAUGGACCUGUGUGGAGACCUGCCCAUCUUCUGGCUCCGUCCCACACACUCACCGGGCGGCCAGAGGAAGAGCAGAGCCGCUCCUCGCGAGCGCCGGCAGGCAGCUGCUGCGGUGGGGCACGAGGACGAGGACGGGGGGCCGCAGCUCAACCCGGAGAACCCCUAUCAGCGUGGGCUGGAGGGCGAGCAGGGCGCCAUGGACAUCGACCCCAUGCUGGACCACCAGGGCGUGUGCUGCAGCGAGUGUCGCCGCGGCUACACCCACUGUCAGAGGAUCUGCGAGCCGCUCGGCGGCCACCAGCCCUGGCCGUACCACUACCAAGGCUGCAGGGUGGCCUGCAGAGUUAUCAUGCCCUGCAAAUGGUGGGUGGCGCGCAUCAUGGGGCUGGUGUGAGAAAACCACCGCACUCGCCCGAGACGUGGCAGAGCCCGGGAGGGAGGGACAGGGUUCAAAGGGAGGUGAGAUGAAGGGAAAAGUUAUUAAAAAAAAAAAAGAAGAGGGAGUGGGGGGAGUUACUUAAUAUCAUCUACUGUAGGUAGCUGAGUCUAAGCAGAUUUGUUCAAAAGCAACUUGCAUUAGUAGCUGUGUUUAUGAAUUCUAGAUGCAUAUAAAGCUGAUCUGACACUAAAAGGCAAACGCAGUGGCGGCACAUCCUUUCAUGCUGUUAAAACACACACACACACACACACACUGCAGCUACUAAUCUGGGGUCUUCUGAGCUAGAGCACAACAUGCUACCUAGAAAACAGAGAUGGCGACAUUACUUCAUGUAAACGCAUAGGAAAAGCUUGCAUUAAUAGAGCCAGUGAUUGACAUUGCCUAAAAUUCUGUACAUAAAUAUCUACAAAGACCUCCAGAAGAAGUCGGUGGAUUUACAGGACCGCACAUCUGGAGGUUUCCGAUGUUGAAUAAUAGAAACUUCGAUGCAUUUUAUUGUUAUUUUAGGAUUUUAUGUGAUAACUCGCCAUGAACGUGGCACGUGGGCAGAGUUGGAGGGAAGGGUUAAAUACAGGGCAAUGGUGGAAGAAAACCUGUCUUUGGGCAUGCCGCCCCUUUCUGAAGCCGCCCUGGGUAACUGCCCCUAUGAAACCCUUCCACCAGAAGCCAGAGUUGCAUAAGGAUUUGGUUUAGAAAUGUAAAACCAGCUGAAAUUCAAUCAGUUUUAAUAACAAAUAAUAAAAGCAGAGGCCAUAUUUGAUUGGCUAUAACCUUCCAGGUGGCUCUGAUUAGCAAUACAAUAUUAAUAGGCAUCAACCUUUCCUACAUCUUGGUGACCAAAAUGCUAACAAUCAGGAAGAGAAGGCAUUUAUGGCUCUGUCGUAAUCAAAGCAGUCAUCACAGUAACAUUACAAUGUCACCGUUUCUCACUAUUGGUCAGAUUCACAGAUACGCUUUCAUGCUAGAACGCCCAAGGUCCAGAGAUAAAGCAAAUAGAUGCAAAAAUAUGAGAUGUUUGUAGUAUCCCCACAGCCUGAUGCUUCCACCACCACGCCAGGUGAAUUGAAGGUGACUGAUUGUACUUGUAAUAGUGAGUAACAGAGUAAAGACACAUCACACUUUUAAGAUUAUUUGUUAAGAAACAUGUUUCACUGUACAACCGUGCGCCAUUUUGUUGAAUGAAGACCCAAAUAGAACCCAUUGGAAGAGGCUCCAGGGGGGUGAAUACUGUUAACGUUUCAGAUCAAAUUAGCUUCAACUCUUUUCGCGAGUUGCCUUUCACAAAUGUAGCUGUACCUCCAUUCCAAACUUUUCAAAGUGCAAUAUCAUGAAAUAAAAAUUUUUUUUUUUAAAGUAAA